GUGGAGGGGAGGAAGCUGAGAGCAGCAUCACGUAGCCUAUAGAGUUUCAACAGGUAAUGAAUAUCUCUCCGCCAUAUUCGGUGUCUGCUGCCAUCUACUGCGCUUUAAGUAAGGAAGACAUUUGAAUCAUAUAUAUACAUACAAAUACUAUUAGAUGAUGGAUUUAGUUCAUGCCCGGCGGAAUGCAUCGCAGCGGUGAGGGGCCCGGACCUCAGGACGCGAUGGGACUAAAGGUCCCGUGGCGGUAGGCUACGAUGCCUACGGUGUGGAAACGAAUCACAUUCUCGGUGGCCUCCGUGCUGUGUAUCGGUUCCGUGGUGCUCCUGAUCGUGGCUCUCUCCACGGAGAGGUGGGCCACUGGCCGGAUCCUGUGUAAAACCGGAGUGGAUAUUGUAAAUGCGUCGAACCCAGAGCUGAACAAAUUUAUCGGACACAUAUAUUACGGACUGUUCCAAGGGGGCAAGACCAAGAAGUGUGGACUUGGUGACAGGCGUUCUAAAAUAUACAUAUUUCCAAAGCUUGUGAAGACGCUGAAUACUGGACUGCAUAUGAUGGUGAUCCUCUUCUUGCUGGUGGCGAUAGGCUUUGCGCUGGUCAGUCUGUCCUUCUGUAUUUACAACGCUCGCAAGGUGCCCUACCAAAGCAUCAAGGGACACAAGGGACUGUAUCUUUGGAAUGUUAUAGCUGCUCUGUUCGGUACCCUAGGUGUGCUGUGUUUCCUGGCAGCCAUGAGACACCAUCACCUGACGGAGCACAUCGCCAACCACAAGGAGAGCUUCUUCCUCCUCACCGUCCUGGACGACCGCCUAGAUUGGUCCUUCUGGCUGGGCGUGGCCAGCGUGGCCACGCACGUGGCGGUCUGCGGCGUGGUCGCCAUGAGCCGGAUCAAGCUUCCCAAAGCGCAGAAGAAGAAACCCGAGCAGCCGGUGAUCUCGGCCCUGGAUCUGCUCUACUGACAUGUAGCUGAGGAGCAGGCCCUUAGCGACAGGACAAAACCAGGGGUCAGGGGUCAUCGUCCUUGUGGACUAAAUAGACUGACACUGCAUGACAUCUUCCUUGAUGUGUUGUUGUUACUUUUUAAAUGUUACUUCCUGAACUGUCUACCAAUGAAUGAUUACAGAGGGGUAUAAAAAAUGUAUGUGAGCAUGCUAUGACCUAUGUCAUAUGUUACAACAGACAACCUUAUGACUGUGUAUAAAAUCACAGAAUGGACUCGUCAAAUUUGGACACUUUCUUUCUUAUUUGUCCGUAUAAUGUAAAUAUUUGUAUUUCUUAUGCAGAGAAAGGAAAUUAUAAUUUUGAACUGCAUGCUCGUUUUAUCGCAUUCAUGACAAACGAGACCUUUCCUAAGCACAAAUUAAUACUUUUAAUGUAAUGUUUAAUUUUAAGUGCUUGUUAUGCAAUGCAAAAUAUGCAUGUCAUUUUAUUUUAAAAAAAAUGCCAAUUGCAACAUUUUUGUUGCAUGGGCAUUUGUUAAACGUUUUUUACCACAGUGGUAAGCUUUACAUUUUUUACUAAAAGUGUGUUGUGAUA
Molecule: messenger RNA, 1533 nt
Organism: Gadus morhua (Atlantic cod)
Lineage: Eukaryota; Metazoa; Chordata; Actinopteri; Gadiformes; Gadidae
Gene: clrn2
Product: clarin 2
Exons: 3
Coding region: 255-956 (233 amino acids)
Source: RefSeq, a predicted model, not a curated record